UCUGAUUAACAUUCUGCCAUUCACGUUUUUAUUGAUAGUGUAAUAAAAUGUCACCUUUCUUGUCCUCUUAACACAUAGGUGUCUGCAGAACAUGAACCACACUAGACAGAUGGGGGACCUGUACGGAGGUCAGUUCCCUGUCCUAACCACCUCAGAGGACUGCCUUUACCUGAAUAUCUACACACCAGUCAAACCUGGGGACCCAAGGAAACUACCAGUGAGGAGAGACAUGAGAAUGUACUCAUAUCUACCUCAAGAGGUUCCUCAGCACUGGAGAUGGCCAGUACCCCGGAAUGUGGGUGUUCUGGACCAGGUGUGUGCCCUGUGCUGGGUGCAGGAGACCAUCAGCAGUUUUGGGGGAGACCCAGGAUCUGUCACCAUUUUUAGAGAGUCUGCUGAUGCACUGUCUGUAUGUAGGCUUACUUUGGGCACUGAUCCAUGGUUCUGUCUGUCAUCAGGACUGUUCCACAGGGCCAUCAGUCAGAGUGGAGAACCCCUCAUC
Molecule: messenger RNA, 502 nt
Organism: Salvelinus namaycush (lake trout)
Lineage: Eukaryota; Metazoa; Chordata; Actinopteri; Salmoniformes; Salmonidae
Product: carboxylesterase 4A-like
Exons: 4
Source: RefSeq, a predicted model, not a curated record